GCAACCUUCCUCCAGGAAAACACCACAGCUCUUGAUCCACUCUGCUUGUUUUCCACACAUGUGAAACUCUGGAGCAAUAAGAGCUCUGUUGUCCGGGUGAGGAAGCAGCAGCGCUGGUAGUCUGGACGGAUUUCCGGUGGCGGCGGGACGAGACGGGUUUUUAACUUUAGCACGAUGGGUGUUGUCUUGGAGGCGUGGAUCCCCCUGGUGUCCCUGCUGCAGCUGGUCCACGGUUCCGUCAUCGACAGACACGCUGGAGGUGGAGCCGUCCUGAUGGAUGAGCAGUCAGCGUUCUCCUUCUUGUCCCGUUCUCUGCUGUAUAACAGCUGGGACUUUGAGCUGGUGGUUCCAGGCAAUCUGGAACGGGAGUGCAUAGAAGAGAUUUGCUCGUACGAGGAGGCCAGGGAGGUCUUUGAGGACAACAUGAAGACGGAUGCAUUCUGGACGUCGUAUGUCAACAGUCACGAGUCUGUCCCCAGAGUGGACGUGUCCGGGCUGGUGGCGGGGAUCCUGGCGGUCCUGGUGUCUGCUGUGAUCGCCACUGUGCUGGGAAUCUACUGCUACAAGUCCAAAAAGAAGAAUGAAAGGACAGCUGUUGACCCCGUGAGACUGGCAGCAGAUGGGCGCCCAGCCCCGGAAACAGUGCCUCUGACCAUCAUUGCACCAGGUCUGCCCAGCUACAAUGAGGCCCUGACCCGCAGCGGGCAGCAUGAUGCACCACCACCACCUUAUUCAGGAGGGGUGCCGUCAGAGCCUGCGGAUCCCGGAGACGAGCAGUGAGACGUCCUUGUCCUCAGCACAUGGGGGGACAGGUCAAAAGUUGCUGAUUGUGUUUGUGUGGGACAGGGUCCGAGUGCAGUUCUGGUUCUAUCUGAGAUGGGACGCCGUUUAGUUUUUGCUGUGCAGAUUGAAUCCUUCGAAGCGGCUGCAGGUCCCGUCCACACGUACACAGACAGCAGCUCUCUGCAAAACUCCUUCCAGGCUUCUGCUUUCCAGGAACUCAGUUUGUGUCUGCGUGGAGACGAAGAAAACUGAGGCUUUGUCUUUUUUUAUCCAGGCUUGUGAUUGGCCAACACGGCUCUACGCUUUGGGUUACAUCGCCCCCUGUUGCUUUCAGAUGCUUUGACUGCAUUUUACAAUGCAGACAGACAUUUUUGUAACAGGUGCUUGUGUGGACGGGAUUUUUGGGAAAACAAAGAAAACAACCAAAAAGGCAGAAAAUCCUCAUCUUUAAAAAAUACCUGCAUAUGUGUGGACUCGUCCUCAGUGUGAGCAAAAACCUGAUGGGUCGUGAUAUAAAUAUACACCAUCGUAGUACAAACUGUCCGAUGUGAGACGACAAAUUUGUAUGUCACAUUUUUUUUCUACAAUACAAAUGUUUGAGAUCCAUCCUG
Molecule: messenger RNA, 1394 nt
Organism: Thalassophryne amazonica
Lineage: Eukaryota; Metazoa; Chordata; Actinopteri; Batrachoidiformes; Batrachoididae
Gene: prrg2
Product: proline rich Gla (G-carboxyglutamic acid) 2
Exons: 6
Coding region: 175-780 (201 amino acids)
Cellular component (GO): extracellular region
Molecular function (GO): calcium ion binding
Source: RefSeq, a predicted model, not a curated record